Wyeomyia smithii (pitcher-plant mosquito) is the source of this 2672-nucleotide messenger RNA. Its product is annotated as insulin-like growth factor-binding protein complex acid labile subunit. Bases 714 to 2471 code for a protein of 585 amino acids. The transcript has 4 exons. The record is from RefSeq and is a predicted model, not a curated record. Gene Ontology annotation, molecular function: protein binding. NCBI's taxonomy places the organism in Eukaryota, Metazoa, Arthropoda, Insecta, Diptera, Culicidae.
UCUGCUUCUCCCGAAGCGUAGUACCUACAUACUUCCACGCGGAGUAGAAACAAUACGCGCAGCUUACGGUACGAGAACACGUUAAAAAUAGUCCCAUAUAAAUUAUAGUCCCAUAUCUUGUCGCCCGAGACACAGAGAACAGGGCCGCGCGCUGCUUCGAGUGUUCAGAACGGAGUGCGCGCGUGUUUUUCCGUCAGUCAGUGGAAAGUGGUGCUCAUCAAGUGGUCGUACGUACCUACUAGAUAUAUGCAGGUUUUGCGCUGUCUACGCGGUCUCAUUAUUAUCGCUUCGGAAAACUUGUGCAAAUGAGUUUCGAAUUAUGACUUCGGAUACCAUCCACCGACGUUGAUACUGAGUGCACUUUUUGGACGUUCUGUCAGUUUCAAAACUGUGACAGCUUCCGGCAACCAACAGCCGGCCCGUGAAGUCAAGUUUUUCUUGAAUAAAUAGUUGCUGUAACAAUAUAGUAGAAUUAUCUCUGACAAAAGCCAUUCUGUAUGAGGAUAUGAGGACAAAGGAAGCGGAAGUGUGGAAAACAUUUUAGGGGUAGUUUUCCAGCCAGCGCAUUCGCAAUUCUAAAAAAGGACCUAGCGUCAGUGUGCUGUUGAAUUAUUUAUUUUAAACAGUAGAAGUUUCAUCGUUCUACUGCGGUGAGAGAUUCGGGGUCGAAAGUCUCCAAUGUAACAUAAAUUUCAAAUUAAACCAGAGACAAAAUGUUCGGUCGAGUGUUAAUUCCAGUGCUGCUUGUAGUACUCGUAAACUUGUCCUUCCGCUGGGAGCUAACAGCUGCACAGCGUCGUCAUGUGGCUGACAUUGAGCUAGAUGAAAACCAGGACGCAAUUACCCUCCAGGCUUGCUACGUGGAGGAUUUGCGAAACAUUCGUGAAUAUAGUCAAAAUCCACUUACGGUGACCAUCAAUCAUUGCUAUCUGCAGGAACUUCCAAACGCCAUUUUUAUCCGCUUUUCGGAUCUCCAAACACUCGAAAUAUGUGAUAGCAGAUUAAACAAUCUGCAGGAUUUUGCUUUGAAUGGAUUGAGGAAUCUCGAAGUACUUAAUUUCUCCCGAAACAACCUGACCACCGUCAAAUCUUGGAGUGACCACGAUUUGGAAAACCUGCAUACUUUGGAUCUCAGACGAAACCUGCUGAAAGGCAUCAACGAACAAUCAUUCAAACGUUACCCGAAUCUCACUAAACUAAAUCUGGCAGGAAAUUUGAUCUCCAUCAUCCCGGAGGGAACAUUCAGAGUAGUUCCGCAUCUGAAAUAUCUUAAUCUCGGCCGUAAUCUGUUAACUUCUAUAGAAGAAACCACUUUAAAAGGACUAAGCAAAUUGUCCCAGGUAUCAUUCCACCACAACCAGAUAACCUACAUUGACUUUUUCGCCUUCAUCGGAAACAGUCACCUAAAAACCUUGCAACUGCAAGACAACCAGAUUAGUAUCUUUGAAACAGACCUUCUCUCCAAUUUACCCCGACUAACAUUUCUAAACAUUAGUCACAACCACCUGGAGAACGUAGCCGAACACACCUUUAAAAAAAAUUCCGACCUUCGGCUGCUAGACAUCAGCUAUAAUCGAAUAGAUAAACUGCAUGAGGAUAGCUUCAAAGGUCUAACCAGUCUCGAGGUCUUCAAUGCCAGCCAUAACCAGCUGGCUCAGUUGAACAAGUACUUCUUCAAGGACUUCUCGGCCAUCCGCACGCUCGAUCUCUCCGCCAACCGGUUGACUUACGUCGAGAAUAAACUGUUCGAAUACAGCCCCCGGGUGGAGAGCGUCAAUCUUUCGCGCAAUGCAAUCACCGAAAUUGAGCCGAAUAUGUUCGAGGAUACGAGCCGGUUGCAUACGCUCGAUCUAGCCUACAAUCAGCUGUCGGAAGAUGCCUUCAUGUGGUCGAUCGUUAAUUUGCACGCGCUUAAUUUAAGCCACAAUCAGUUCCAGCGGUUGAACGUUUCCCUGUUGCGCAAUGUGGAACUUGUUGAGUUGUAUGAUAAUCCGUGGAGCUGCCAGUUUCUGAUUUUGGAGCUGAUGAAGCAGAACAAAAAGAUCCACUACGCUAAUAAUUACGUGGUUUACUCGAAGGAUAGCAUAUUGAACACCCAGGGGGUGGAGUGUACCGACGAGCGGGGCAAGAAGCGCGAUAUAGUGGUUGUAGAACAUGCAGUCCGAGCGGAUUAUGACUCUUCGGAGUACCACCGCUACCGCCUAUUCCACGAAGGCCAUACCGACACCCGUCCCAUUCAGGACAACUUUGACACCAAAUCCACCAUCCUGUGGUUGAUGUCCGGGGCGUUCGUGGUUUUCGGAGCGUUCAAACUAAUUCAGCUGAUUCUGCGGCGGUCCGAGCAUCAGAGCGAAAAGUGGCGGCUCGCGCAGCACUUGGAGUGUCACGGUUUCGACGGGCUCGAUGUCGACGCUUUGGGAGCUGGUGUCGGUAAAGAGAUACCGGAUUGCACAGCCAACCGUCGAGGGUAGCUGCUUUUUUAUUUCGCUCAUUCACACAUAGUUGGAGUAUCGUACAGUUUUGUUCAAUUAACUUGAAGCGCGAUGUUGCGUAUUUCGCAGGGUUUUCCCGCUCCUCAUACACUCGACAAUAUCGAGAGCAUAUCUUCAUAAAUUUGUUUUAUUCAAAGCAUGAAAAUAAAUGAAAUCGGCAUGAUCCGCUGUUUAUUUGGA